This is a messenger RNA of Eutrema salsugineum, 1331 nucleotides long. RefSeq names its product branched-chain-amino-acid aminotransferase 6. The record is from RefSeq and is a predicted model, not a curated record. The transcript is spliced from 9 exons. Lineage: Eukaryota; Viridiplantae; Streptophyta; Magnoliopsida; Brassicales; Brassicaceae. Gene Ontology annotation, biological process: branched-chain amino acid metabolic process. Gene Ontology annotation, molecular function: branched-chain-amino-acid:2-oxoglutarate transaminase activity. The coding region runs from base 88 to 1167 and encodes 359 amino acids.
GAACGCUCCAAGCCUCUCUCUCUCUGCUUCACUUGACACUUCACUUCACUUCUCUCUCUCUCUCUCUCUCUUUGUCCUCCUCUUUCCAUGGCUCCAUCUGUGCAGCCUUCUUCAUCACCUCUUCGAACAAGUGAAGGAGAUGAAAAAUAUGCGAAUGUGAAAUGGGAAGAGCUCGGAUUCGCUCUGACUCCGACAGAUCACAUGUAUGUGGCGAAAUGCAGACAAGGAGAGAGCUUUUCACAAGGGAAGAUUGUUCCUUAUGGGGACAUUUCAAUUAGCCCUUGUUCUCCGAUUCUUAAUUAUGGCCAGGGACUAUUCGAAGGUCUCAAAGCUUACAGGACAGAAGAUGACCGGAUUAGGAUUUUCCGGCCUGACCAAAACGCUCUUCGUAUGCAAACAGGUGCAGAUAGGCUUUGUAUGACACCACCUUCUGUGGAACUAUUCGUCGAAGCAGUUAAGCAAACUGUGGCUGCUAACAAGAAAUGGGUUCCUCCUCCGGGUAAAGGAGCUUUGUAUGUAAGGCCUCUUCUAAUAGGGAGUGGUGCUAUUCUUGGAGUAGCUCCAGCACCUGAGUACACGUUCCUCAUUUACGCAUCUCCCGUAGGCGAUUACCAUAAGGUAAGCACAGGCUUGAACCUUAAAGUUGAUCAUAAGUAUCACCGAGCUCAUUCAGGUGGAACAGGCGGUGUCAAGAGCUGCACGAACUAUGCUCCAGUUGUUAAAUCGAUGGUGGAAGCAAAGUCAUCGGGUUUCUCUGAUGUCUUGUUCCUGGAUGCAGCUACUGGUAGAAACAUAGAAGAAGUUUCUACUUGUAACAUCUUCAUUGUCAAGGGAAACAUUGUCUCCACUCCACCAACUUCAGGAACCAUUUUACCUGGAGUCACAAGGAAAAGCAUGAUCGAGCUAGCUCGUGAUAUAGGCUACCAGGUUCAAGAACGUGAUGUUUCUGUGGAGGAGCUCCUAGAAGCAGAGGAAGUUUUCUGCACGGGAACUGCAGUGGUCGUGAAAGCUGUUGAAACUGUGACCUUCCAUGACAAGAAGGUAAAAUACAGGACAGGAGAAGCAGCGUUGUCUACUAAGGUUCACUCGAUGUUGACGAGUAUUCAAAUAGGUCUUGUUGAAGAUACCAAAGGUUGGAUGGUGGAGAUCGAUCGUUGUCAAGGUUGAAAAGCUGAUGCAUAUUGGAUUGCUUGCUCAAUAUGUAACUUUUCUCUUAGUGUUUUCUUUGUUUUGCACUUUCUUUUUCUUUUAUGAGACUUGUUAUGAAGAACUCUCAAGAUACAUGAUGCAAAAUGAUCACAAAAUGAUCACAGUUACAAGGUCAUAUACCA